Molecule: messenger RNA, 1338 nt
Organism: Lodderomyces margitis
Lineage: Eukaryota; Fungi; Ascomycota; Pichiomycetes; Serinales; Debaryomycetaceae
Exons: 1
Coding region: 1-1338 (445 amino acids)
Source: RefSeq, a predicted model, not a curated record
AUGUUUGUAUCUUUCACUUACAAUAAACGAAAAUAUGAAGAUGCCAAGAGAGGCCAGCAGCAUGAGAAUCUACACACACUUCUGGCGAAUGAGAGCCUAGGGAACAACAACUCACUGAAUACAAAUAAUACACCUGCUAGCCCCGCCAAACUGUUCAACGCCACGUUGAGAAUAAAGAAUCCCAAUCUUUGGAGAAAUGGGAAACUCUUUUACGUAGAGAUGCCAGAGAUAUUGCCACCACAGCUGUCUCGUGGAGCAGUUGCGGCCAACGACACUACGAAACUUGAGAGCAGUUGUACUCCACAGACAUCACCUAUUACUUUCUCAUAUAACAAACAUAAAUACCAAGAGGCAUUAAGAACAAGAACGUCAUCAUAUUUGAUAAAUGAGCAAUCAAAUGUCAAACCGAAGAUUGGGACCAGUGAGACAAAGCAGCUGGGAAAAGUACCUGCGAUAAAAUCCAACUCUUCCUCGCCAUCUAAGGGAGUGAAAAUUCAACAGAUGCAACAUGGUUUUACUCCACCAGAUAGCAGUGCUGUUUCAAAUUCACCACAGUCUAACGUAUCUCAUCAAAAAGAAGGGGAUGUGCCCUCAAUAACCAGAACAAUUGAGCCAAAUUCCCCAUCGAAAAUUGUCAAACUACAGUACUCAACCACUAAGAUGAAACGGAACAGCCUACUGUCAAAUAUUGAAGGCAAUUUGAGAAAGGAUAAAAACUUUUCUAAUAAGCCAAAGACGGACAAUACGCUUCCAAAUCCUGACGAUACGUCCAAAAUUGAGGAAUCCUCUUCUCAUCGUGGAUUACUUGACAGUGCUGACACGGACCCCCACACCACAUUACCGGGAAAUAAGUUACAAGAACGACACAAGCACAGCCCUCGAGGCAGACCAAGCUCAACAUCUUCUGUUGUUUCAUCAUCGGCCAUUCUUCACCAAUCGUCUACCUCCAUGUCGUCAUCGCCUUCUCGAUCUGCAUCUUCUGCACCAUCACCAUCACCUUCGCCAUCCCCGAAGACAGAAUCUGAACCUAUCGCUCGCCAAUCAUCUGAGCCACUCAUUGAAUCAAAUUCCUCCGACGCAUCGAACUCAGACCCAGCGCGUGAGCCACAAAGAAGCACGAUUGAAACAUGUGAAGAAGCGCUCGAUUGCAUGUCACAGUACCACAAUAUAGAAGAGGAUAUAAGUAAUAGUACUUUGGAGAAAGAUGAUCUAAACAGUUAUCAACAAGCUGAAAUCGAUUGGUUUAAAAGUUUAGUCAUUGUUGCUGGAAAAUUAAAUGAUUUGAAAGACACUUAUAGGGCGAUACAGUUGGUGAAGCGGAAACGGGCAAUUUCGUAG